This is a messenger RNA of Lachancea meyersii CBS 8951, 2733 nucleotides long. NCBI's taxonomy places the organism in Eukaryota, Fungi, Ascomycota, Saccharomycetes, Saccharomycetales, Saccharomycetaceae. The record is from the annotation of a GenBank genome assembly.
AUGGAACUACCUGCCUUUUUAAGUCAAAAGCCUCCCCCAGGUUACGUGGCCGGUAUAGGACGCGGUGCCACUGGCUUUACCACCCGUUCUGACAUCGGUUCUGGCAAAGUUCCUGGAAGAGUAAGGGACGACAGAGAAAUGCCUUUGGGAGCAGACGAGAAUGAAAACGGUGAUGCAGACGAAGAAGGCAUAGGCCGAAAUGCUAAAGUACGAUUCGAGGACUCUAACGGACUAUCUUUGGUAUCCAACAAUGUGGGACAAAAUGACGAAGAAGCCGAUCGCAUCUACCUGGAAAUCGAUGCCCGACUUUCGAACAGCAAGACCCAAAAGAAAGCAGAUAUAGAAAACGUCAAAAAGCCAGACAGCAACCUUGAGGUGACUACAGGAAUCACUGCUGUUUCUCAGGCUUUUGUGGAUCUCAAACGCUCGCUGGCCACCGUUAGCGACGAGCAGUGGGAAAAUCUACCCGAAGCCGGAGACUUCACAAGACGCAACAAGCGCCAGCGUAUCGAGCUGCAAAAUGAGCGUAAGACGUAUGCCGCGCCCGACACGCUGAUGGCCGAAAAUAUCGAUUUGACGAAGCUCACCCAGGAGCGUGAGAAAUUGUUAGGCCGCCAGCUUGACGAAUCUUUGAACGGCCGAGACGGCAACGCACAAAACGCGCGCAAUGAAACGGAUCAGUACCUACGAGAUCUGGAUGACUCUAUCAAGACUGCAGAACUUAAUACUGACGUACAGGAUGUGGGGAGAAUGAGGACAAUUCUGAAUUCGUAUCGAAAGUCCGAUCCCAAGAGACCGCAGGGCUGGAUCGCCUCAGCUCGACUGGAGGAGAAAGCUAAGAAGUACCCGCUCGCGAAAAGCUUAAUCGAAGAAGGAUGCAACGCGUGUCCUCGAGACGAAGACAUUUGGCUUGAGAACAUUAGACUUAAUGCUACUGAUCUGCACUAUUGCAAAAUUCUUGUAGCGCGAGCACUAAGUUUUAACGACGAAAGUAUCAAACUGUGGUUGAAGGCUGUUGAACUGGAAAAUGAGACUCUCAACAAGGUACGAGUUGUUCGCAAAGCUCUACAGAGUUUGCCAACGUCCCCAGAGCUGUGGAAGCUGGCUGUACAGUACGAAGCCGAUAGAAUAGAGGCAAUCAAAAUUUUGAAGAAAGCUACAGAGCUGAUGCCGGACAACAUCGAGCUAUUAACAGCGCUAAUCAACCUGCAAGACCACUUAGACGCAAGAAAAACACUCAAUACAGCAAGGAAAAAUAAUCCAGACAAGCUUCAAGUUUGGAUUUUGGCAAUCGAACUGGAGGAACGACGUGGGAGCUCGUCUUUGGAAAAACUUGUGAAGCUUCUCGGAAAAGGAUUGCAGGAGCUGGCAAAGCACGGAACAGAAAUAACUGUUGAACAGUUAUUUCAAGAGGCUUCUCAGAUUGAGGCACAAUUCACAAGUAGCUAUGAAUUGACGCUACGAGCCCUCGUGAAGGUUGCUGUGGACUUGCAUUUUGGCUCGCAGACCUAUAAUAAUGCGGUAACAUUCAUUGACAGCAUCAGCUACAAUGGUCUUGCUAAAUCUUUUGCCUACAGAUACGUUCUCGAGAAAGAACCUCGUAACUUUGUGCUAUGGAGAAGAUUCCUUGAAUUAUGUCGAGUUGAGAAGCACAUCGGGGAGGUUUAUGAUGCCUUUGAAACAGCCCUGUUUAAAAACCAAACUACCAUUCUUCGAGACCUUCCAGUGUUGGCACUCAUGUACUCUAAGGAGAUCUGGAAAGUCGACAAAAAUACUCUUCGCGCUCUUGACAUUAUAGAUCGAAGCCUCGAAUGCAACCCAGAUUGUGUCGACUUUUGGCUUGCGAAAAUCAAACUAUUAAUCUUAGAUUGGAAACACGACGACGCUGAAAGCCUGUUCAAAACGGCGAUUGAUUCACUAAAUGCUCAGCCAGGCUUCGACAGAGUCUGUCACCGCUACAUUGGAUUUUUGCGCUUUCAAGACAGGAACCCAGAAGCACUUGAAAUGCUGGAAACCAAGUUUCUGGCACAGCAGCCUGCUUGCGACAAGCUCUUCUUGCAAUGGGGCCAAAUAUAUCAGGACACCGACCAACCAAAAAAAGCCCGUGAGUGCUUUUUCGAGGGCACCAAAAAAAUACCACAGAGCGCAAGACUGUGGAUUGCGCUUGCUCGGGCUGACAAGGACUUACUGGGACUGCCUGUCAAGGCACGUUCUGACUUAGAAAUGGCGCUUUUGAAGGUUCCUGCGGGGACACAGCAGGAUCACUUGCUAGUGGCACGCAUCCAGAUGGAAAGAGAACUGUCCAACAUUGAUCAAGCCAGACUUUUAGUUUCACAGGGUCUUCGGGUCCAUCCCGACAGCGCUUCGCUAUGGGUCGAGAAUCUCAAAUUAAUUGCCAAGAAAUCGCAACGAAAGACUGCAUACCAGGAUGCCUUGGAACGCACCAAAUCGCACCACCAAGUACUAAUAGCAAUAGGAACCGACCUUUUUGCGGAUGCGCAAUACGGCAAGGCUCUCAAGUGGUUUCAAAGGGCCACGACUGCGGCUCCGCUCUUCGGAGACGGCUGGAUCUGGUAUUCUCGCUGUUUGCAGCGAAUGGGCCGGGGCAUCAGCGAGAUUUUGACACAAGUCGAUGAGCAAGAACCCCGCUACGGUGCAGAGUGGAUCAAAGCUGCUAAACAGCCGCAUAGCUUGUGUCUGACCCCAUCGCAGUUGCUCGUCAAGUCCAUCUAG